GGAAAAACAGUCACAUAAUCGACAUAAUCAAUCUUGGCAGGGUUUCAAUCGCAUUUUCAACUAGCUUCUUUGAAGCUUACUAUCCUUUUUUCAAUAUUUUUUUAUUAUGUGUGUCACAAAUCAUUUUGUAUUUUUCAUAUUUGUUGUUUUUGUUCGUCAAUCGUCGUCCAUUCCUGAGGAAUGCCUGUUGCCUUUCCCACGUAGUUACGUUUCUUACAGUCUUAAACCACAAGAAACUAUAGAUAUUGAUGGAAGGAUUGACGAGGAUGCAUGGAAAAMUGUUGGAUGGACCGAGGAAUUUAUUGACAUUCAAGGGACAAAUUGGCCGAAACCCAGAUUCCUCACCCAAGCUAAAAUGAGAUGGGAUGAGAAGUAUCUGUAYAUUGCUGGUUUUUUACAAGAACCUAAUGUAUGGGCCAAUCAAACAAAACAUAACUCUGUAGUAUUCAAGGAUAAUGAUUUUGAGGUCUUUAUUGACCCAAAUGGAAACACUCAYUGGUACAAAGAGUUUGAAAUAAAUGCAAUUAAUACUACAUGGGAUCUUGAACUCAACAAGCCAUAUAUAAAUGGAGGAACUCCUAACAGUAGCUGGGAAAUGCCAUCUAUGAAAAGUGGUAUAUAUGUAGAUGGUCCAAUCAACAAUCCGUCUUCUAAAGAUUUGUACUGGACUGUUGAAUUGGCAUUGCCUUUCAAGGACAUAGUAUUACACAAUGAUGGGGCCAAUGCACCUCCAAAAAAUGCUGACCAAUGGAGAAUCAACUUCAGUAGAGUUGAAUGGCAUGUAAAAGUUGUUGAAGAUCACUAUGUAAAGAUACCAGGUCUGCCUGAGGAUAAUUGGGUGUGGUCUCCACAGCGUGCCAUAAACAUGCACCUUCCAGAGAGAUGGGGAUUCCUGCAGUUCAGCACUGACCAAGUUAACACAACGAAGUUUGUGGAGACACCAAAUUGGCCGGUGUACUCAUCUCUUGUUCUUGUUUAUGAAGCAGAGAAGAAAUACAACGCCAUAAACGGUUACUACACAUCAAAUCUGAGCCUGCUAGAACUUCCAGAGGUACUAGUGUCUGGUGAUUGUAACGUCAAAAUAGAUGUCGAGGUUAUAAAUACUUAUAAUUUCAAUGCAACAGUUCAAUCUCUAGACCCUAGUCUUGAUUAUUGA
This is a messenger RNA of Exaiptasia diaphana, 1156 nucleotides long. RefSeq lists its product as uncharacterized. Gene Ontology annotation, molecular function: carbohydrate binding; hydrolase activity, hydrolyzing O-glycosyl compounds. Gene Ontology annotation, biological process: carbohydrate catabolic process. The record is from RefSeq and is a predicted model, not a curated record. NCBI's taxonomy places the organism in Eukaryota, Metazoa, Cnidaria, Anthozoa, Actiniaria, Aiptasiidae. The coding region runs from base 107 to 1156 and encodes 349 amino acids. The transcript has 12 exons.